Klebsormidium nitens is the source of this 2098-nucleotide messenger RNA. NCBI's taxonomy places the organism in Eukaryota, Viridiplantae, Streptophyta, Klebsormidiophyceae, Klebsormidiales, Klebsormidiaceae. The record is from the annotation of a GenBank genome assembly.
CAACUGAGAGCCUCACUGAGAGCCUCACUGAUCAGGCUGAGCUGCCUGUCAGAAGCUUGAGGCUGAGCACAGGUCUGCUUACACAGCAGCCUCUCAGCAGCUUGUCCUCUUUCAGCACAGGCAGUUGAACUUGAGGAGCUCCAGAGCACCUUGCAUGACAUGGGCGCCUGAUUGAUCAGUGACUGUGACGUUGUCUUGUCUGUACAGCAUCCGUAGGCUCGAGUCCCUCUUUCUGACUGCUGAUCCUUAUUCCAAUCUGCGCUCUCGACCAACAUUUUACAGAGGCUUUACUCAAGAAAAGCCCAUUUGAUGGCGGACGCAAGUGAACAGCCGUCGAAGGAGGUGGAGGUUGGGGGGGGUGGCCCGCUUGCUUCGCUUUCCAAGGCUUUUGGUGGUGCUCUUGGGUGGGCAUCAAGUGUGCUUCCAAAAGGCGCAGACAACUCGUCAGUGGAGAAAGCGCCAGACAGCCCCCCACGUGACAAGGGCGAUGGCUCUUCCUCUCCUCGCAAGGAGGGCUUGUUUGGCCUUCCCUUCUUUAAGCCCAAGCCUUCCCUGUCUGAGGAGGAAAAGAGGAAGUCUUGGGCCGUGGGGUUGGAUGGGUGGGUAGAUGAGCAACCGCAAAUAGAGGUGGAGGUUCCCAAGGGCUGCUUCUGCAACCUGUACUGCAAGUUCAAGGUGGGACUGCAUCCGGACGGUGUGUACGGCAUCAUCUCCGACCCGGACAACAAGCGGAUCUUCAAGAACAUCAAGGAGACGGUGCGGCGCGACAUCUUGGAGGACGACGGCGUGCAGCAGCGCGUCAUGAUGGAGCAGGCGGCCAUGUGGCGCUUCCUCGUCUUCUCGGGGACUUUCAACGUCACACUGGACAUCCUCCAGAACGAGAAGGAGCGCUUUAUGAAGUACAAGCUGGCCAAGUCCGGGUUCAUGAAGAAUUUCGAGGGGUCGUGGGAGAUCGAACCCCACAACUACUUAUCGCCCAACAGUAAAGAUGGCGUCGAAGGGACGGCUUCGAUGGUGACUAUCCGGCAGAACAUCCAGCCCGCCAUGGUCCCGCCGCCCCCCUUCUCGGGGUACGUUCGUGGGAUCACCGUGCAAGCCACCCGGGACCUGCUGCGCGACUUGCAGCACGAGGCGGAGCGCAUCCGGCUCGGAAAACCGCUCCCGACUCCCGAGGAAGAAAAGGCAUGGGAAGAGGAGAAAAAGCGGCAGGAUAAGGAGGGGUCGAAGCCCGCUGCCGCCCAGCCGGCCGCGCUUCCUUGGGGUAUGGAUAAGACGCUCCGGCUUGGGGGGGGGGACUGGGAGGUGAAGAAGUUGGGGGAGGGGUUGUUGGAGGAUGACGAGCCCAACUUCGGGGGGCGGGAGAAGCCGCGGAGCAAGUGGCAGGACCGGGAGAGGGAGAAGCAGAGGAAGAAGGCGCUGACUUGAAGAGGGAGGGAUGCAGGAGAGGGGUUAUGGGGUGGGUUUGAUACCAAGGUGAACAGGUGGGGGUGAGUUACAGGGGUCGGGUCCGCUUUGAGCAAAGCAAGGUGGUUGGCCUGGCGCUCAGGGUGAAAAGGCAAGGGAAAGAUUUGAGGAAAGAACCGGCAGGGUGCGGAGGCGUGCUUUUUCGGGCGAGGAUGGAUUGCUAACGGGCAGGAGCCGGUCAGACGGACCUACGAAUGACGGUACGGAGAGUGGUGUCGCCUUUUCCAUAGAUCAAUGUGACGGGUUCCGGGCCCUUCCUAGCAAUGUUCAAUUGGCUGUUGUUUGCAAUUCUCAAGUUUGUCGCGUAGGCUUGUAGUUUCAUGCAAUGCGAUAGGUCAUAGCAUCACGAUCACGUCUUAGCCACCGCGUAGUUGUCCAUUUGCACGCAUGCACGGAUUGCUAGCCAGGUAAAUCACAGUCAUCGUCUUGUUGAAAGACAAGAGAAGUUCGCCACACAUGUGGGACUGUAUAUAUGCUAGGUUGUGGAAGAGUUUACAAGAGGUCCGGUUUAGACUACGAAGAUGUGAAGGGCAGGGGAUCACAGAAGCCGUUGCUUGUUCCUUGAGAUCCCCACUUUGCUACUUCGCGGUUUCAGACAACAUCGAUCUGGGGUUGAGGCUCUUGCAUCCAACGG